Molecule: messenger RNA, 4821 nt
Organism: Zasmidium cellare ATCC 36951
Lineage: Eukaryota; Fungi; Ascomycota; Dothideomycetes; Mycosphaerellales; Mycosphaerellaceae
Exons: 2
Coding region: 1-4821 (1606 amino acids)
Biological process (GO): regulation of ARF protein signal transduction
Molecular function (GO): guanyl-nucleotide exchange factor activity
Source: RefSeq, a predicted model, not a curated record
AUGACCGAGGACGUCUCAGCGCUGCCUCUCCGGCCCGGCACCAUCACUGUCGCCAUCGACCCUGUCGCGCUGGUAGUGACAGAAUGCAUCACCGUGACUUCGGCGAUGCGCAAGCACGCCCGCUGGGCACACUCGUCCAUCUCCUCGAUUCUCGGCUCCAGCAGCAGCAGCAACAGCCCGCGAGCACCUCCUACCGACGCCAGAGCAUCGAACCACGACCGGAACCGCGCCUCGAGCAAGAUCGACUUGAUUGAAGAUGAUGGAUCGCUAACCUCACGGUGGGGGCUACGCGGGAAGAAGGGACAGAGUCUACAGGAUAACCCUCUCAUGAGCGCGUUCGCGAAGCUGAGAUCGGACCUGAAGCACUGCAGGGAGAUUCAGACGUCUGAGGCGUCGGCUCUCCUGCAGCCUUUCCUGCAGGUGAUUCGCAGUUCCUCGACCACCGCGCCCAUCACGAGCCUGGCUUUGAUCGCCAUCACCAAGAUGCUGGCGUAUAACAUCGUCAACCCUUCGAGCCCGAACUUUGGGUAUGCGAUGCAGUUGCUCGCGAGCACCGUCACUCACUGUAGAUUCGAGGGCGACAAUAGCCCGAGCGACGAGGUGGUGUUUCUGCGGAUACUCAAAUUGAUGGAGGAUAUGAUUUGCGGGUCCUCCGGGGAGGUGCUGGGCGAUCAGAGCGUGUGCGAGAUGAUGGAGUGCGCGCUGUCGAUUUGCUGUCACUUGCGGAUGAGCGAGGUGUUGAGGCGGAGCGCAGAGAUCAGCAUGGUCACGAUGUGUCAGACGAUCUUUGGGAGGCUGAAGACGCUCGAGACGGAGUUGCCGGAGGGCGAGGAUGUCGCGGCGAUGGAUGAGAAGGUUGGGCAGGAUGAGAUGGAUGCGGCGAAGAUUGAUAGUGCGCCGAAUGGGGAUUUUGGACCGGAUGCGAUGAAGCAGGUCAGGCAUAGUAGUCUGGAGGUUCCCGGCGUUACGAAUGGGUCUUCUGGUGGGAGACCUUCUGAGGAUGCGGCGAGUGCGAGCCAGAUUGAUCUCUCGAAGACGGCUGAGGAGGCGUCGGCGGUGGAUGUCAGGCCUUAUGGUUUGCCGUCGAUCAGGGAGCUCUUCCGCGUGCUGGCUGAUUUACUGGAUCCCCAUGAUCGACAACGGACCGACACACUACGAGUGAUGGCUCUCCGGAUCGUCAACGUGGCUCUGGAAGUGGCAGGACCCAGCAUCGCGAACCACCCCAGCCUGGCGUCCUUGGCGAAGGACACCCUCUGCCGGAACCUCUUCCAGCUCGUGCGCUCGGAGAACAUCGCCAUCCUGCACGAAUCGCUCAGAGUAGCCGGAACAUUACUGGCGACGUGCAGGAGCGUUCUCAAGCUGCAGCAGGAGUUAUUUCUGUCGUACGUGGUGGCGUGCCUGCAUCCCCGCGUGCCGAUCCCAGAGGAGCCGAACAUCGAUCCAUCGCUGUACCAGGGUGUGCCGACGACGCCUACGCUCGUGCGACAGCAGACGAAUCCUCCGGCGGGUGGGCCUGGUACGCCGGCCAGUGGAAGGUCGACGCCGGUGCCUGUGAGAGAUCGGCAGAAGUUGGGUAUGGAAGGUGGGUCGAGGAAGCCUGAUGCUCGCGAGGCGAUGGUGGAGAGUGUGGGUGGGCUUGUUCGCAUUCCCAGCUUCAUGGUCGAGCUGUUUGUGAACUACGAUUGCGAGAUUGAUCGGAGUGAUCUCUGCCAGGAUAUGGUUGGGUUGCUUUCGAGGAACGCUUUCCCAGACUCUGCGACUUGGAGUACCACGAAUGUACCGCCGCUGUGUUUGGACUCACUCCUUGGGUAUGUGCAGUUCAUUGCGGAGAGACUGGACGAUGAGCCUGCUACUCUGGGCCUGCCUGAGAAGAAGAAAUUGCAGGAACAGAGGCAGAGAAAGAGGAUUAUCAUUCGAGGCGCGACCAAGUUCAACGAGAGUCCGAAGGGAGGCAUUGCGUUCCUGGCGUCUCAGGGGAUCAUCGAUGAUCCGAAUGACCCACAUUCAGUCACCAGCUUCUUGAAGGGAACGACCAGGAUCGACAAGAGGGUUUUGGGAGAGUUCAUCUCGAAGAGAUCGAACGAAGCCAUUCUGGAUGCUUUCAUGGAUCACUUUGACUUCAAGCAUCUCCGCGUUGAUGAAGCACUGCGGGAGAUCCUCAGCAGUUUCCGACUUCCCGGCGAAUCUCAACUGAUUGAGCGCAUCGUGACGUGCUUCGCUGGGAAGUACUUUGAAGCGGCCAAGCCGGAGCAUAUUGUCGAGCAGGAUGCGGUUUACAUCCUCACGUACGCCAUCAUCAUGCUGAAUACCGAACUCUACAAUCCGAACUUGAAGUCGGCGAAUCGCAUGAAUGCGGAGGGCUUCUCGCGGAACUUGCGCGGCGUCAAUGGCGGCAAGGACUUUGAUCCUGAAUAUUUGCAGGAGAUUUUCGAUGCCAUCAAGUCGAGGGAGAUUGUGCUUCCUGAAGAGCAUGACAACAAGCAUGCGUUCGAGCACGCUUGGAAGGAGCUUCUUGUCAAGACGCAGACGGCGGAGAACCUAGUCAUCUGCGAGACGAACUUGUACGACGCAGAUAUGUUCGCCGCGACUUGGAAGCCCAUCAUCGCAACACUGAACUACGUCUUCGUGUCUGCGACGGAAGACGCUGUUUUCCAGCGCGUCAUUGCCGGCUAUAACCAAUGCGCACAGAUUGCGGCCAAGUACGGGAUCUCUGAAUGCCUGGAUCAUCUCAUCUUGAGCUUGGCGAAGAUCAGUACCCUCGCUACUGAACAACCGCCUAGUACAACGCUGAACACGGAGGUUCAGGCUAGUGGGAAGAGUAUUAUGGUCAGCAAGUUUGCGGUUGACUUUGGGAGGGAUAAUAAGGCGGAGCUGGCGACGUUGGUGCUGUUUAGGAUUAUCAAUGGCCAUGAGGGGGCUAUUCGCGAUGGGUGGACGCAGAUCGUCCGCAUCAUCGUGAACUUGUUCGUCAAUUCGCUGGUGCCGACGUCGUUCACAUCCAUCUCCAGGGAUCUGGAUCUGCCGCCUAUACCGCUGCAAUCUCCUGCGCAGGUCAUUGAGCGAAACGAUAAAUCGGCGGAUGUGGGACUGUUCAGUGCUUUCACGAGCUAUGUGAGCAGUGUCAUGAAUGACGAACCUCCUGAACCGAAUGACCAGGAGAUUGAGGCGACGCUGUGCACCGUGGACUGUAUCAACGAAUGCCAUUUCGAGCAGAUCUUGGGCAAUGUUAGCGAGCUUCCGGUCGAGUCGCUGAAAUCGCUGACGAUGUCCCUGCUUUCGCAUUUGCCGGAGCAGGACUCGCCGAGGGUCAUUGCUGUCAAGCCUGAGUUGCCUGCGCCGACGCCGGUGCGUACCAAUGGGACCAAGACGAGGGAUGAGCCGCCGGUUUAUAAUCCUGCUGUGGUGUACGUUCUCGAGCUGGCUACGAUACUGGCUCUACGAGACGAGGACACCAUCACUGCGCUGGGAUCUGAGGUUGCGGAGGCGUUGCAGACGGUCAUCAGAGAUGCUGACCAUCUGCACCCUGUGGCUUUGAGCCGGACGGUGUUCUAUUUGCUCAGUCUUCUACGGGCCAGCAAUGAUCAUGGCUAUAUUCGUACGCCUGUGGUGCUGCAUGCGAUCUCCAGCUUCCGCAACGACUUGCUGAAGCAGUGUGCACAGCCUAUUCUGAAGGGUCUGCAUGGCUGCAUCAGUGGACCUACUGAGUUGCGGAAUGAGAUGGCGGCCAGCCCUGACUUUUGGGUUGUACUUCACACGCUCCAGCAGGAACCAGAUGCCGCGGCGCUGGUCUUCCAGACUGUUGAAGCUGUGGCAGAUGGAGCAAACCCUGCCAUCACACCCGACAACUACGAAGCUUGCGUCGCUCUUCUCAAUGCCUUCGCUACAGCCGGGAGCGUAGGCGCUCGAGCAGAGCAACAACGCGAGCGAGAAAUGGCAGCAGGACGACGCGGCCAACAAAAGGACUCGACGCCCGAAAAGAAACCCACCAAAAAACCCGAAGCCGUCGUCCGCGGCACCAAAGCGCUCACGCUCGUCGCCCAACUCGCCAGCCACGUGCCCCUCCACAUCCAAAAAUCGCAGCUCGAAACCAACGCCGCCUGGAAAGCGUACUGGUCGCCCGUCUUCCGCUGCCUCGCAACGCAAUGCGUCAACCCCUGCCGCGAGAUCCGCCACAAAGCCUUCACGUGCCUCCAACGCUGCCUCCUGUCCCCCGAGCUCGCCUCCCCGGACCACACGGAGUGGACCAACAUCUUCGGCGAGGUCCUCUUCCCCCUCAUCCACCAGCUCCUGAAACCCGAGACCUACCAAACCGACCCCUACCCCGCCGGCAUGGCGGAGACGCGCGUGCAAGCGGCGCAGCUGCUCUGCAAGAUUUUUUUGCAUUACCUCGUGCUCCUGUCCGAGUGGGACGGCGUGCUGGGGCUGUGGGUGAAGAUUUUGGAGAUUAUGGAUCGGUUGUUGAAUAGUGGGCAGAGUGAUGGCGGGGUGUUGGGCGAGGCGGUGCCGGAGAGUUUGAAGAAUAUUUUGUUGGUUAUGGGGAGUGGGGGGUAUUUGGUGCAGGCGACGGCGAAUGGGGGGAGUGGUGGGGAGGAUGGGAGGAGUGAGUUGCAGAAGGAGUUGUGGAGGGAGACGAGGGAAAGGUUGGAGAGGUUUUUGCCCGGGUUGAUGGGGGAGGUUUUUCCUGAGCCGGAGGUGGAGGUGGAGGUUAAGACUGAGGAGGUGGUAAGGGGAAAGGAGGGUGUUGAGGGAGAGGAGACGGAGGUCGAGGGGAAGGAGGAUGAGGAGGUUGCGUACGAAGAGGAGAAGGAAGGGUUGUUAUGA